Messenger RNA from Pseudoliparis swirei, 1798 nucleotides. RefSeq names its product SAM and SH3 domain containing 3 (gene sash3). The record is from RefSeq and is a predicted model, not a curated record. Gene Ontology annotation, molecular function: protein binding. The coding region runs from base 127 to 1287 and encodes 386 amino acids. Lineage: Eukaryota; Metazoa; Chordata; Actinopteri; Perciformes; Liparidae. The transcript has 8 exons.
UCGGCAGCGAUAGACAGCGACAGGAACUCUCACUGGUUUCGCUCUCAAGGCCUCUCAUCCAAAGAGAUCUCUGAAGGGCCACUGAAGAAGAAGAAGAAGAAGAAGAAGAAGAAGAAGAAGAAGAAGAUGUUGAGGCGAAGGCCCUCCAAUGCCUCGGAGAAGGAGCAAGUGCAGAAGAAGAAGCUCAGUCUACAGAGGUCCAGCAGCUUCAAGGACUUCAUGAAGCACAAACCUACUUCUCCUGUGUCGGAGAAGGAGUUUACCUUGGAGGAGAAUUUGGCAGAGGGUGUAACGGGAGAGGAAGCUGGGAAAAGUGGCAGCAAACUGGGAAAGACAUGGCGCAACGUCAUCUCCCGCACCAUGACCCGGAAAACAUCCAAGAUGGUGCAGAAGGCUCUGGCUGAGGGGGCUGAGAGCGGCGGGGAGCUCUCUCCGGUCUCUUCUGACUGGCUUCCAGAUCUCAGCGCUGCAGGACAAAGGACGUCCGUGUGCUCCACCGGGUCCGAGGACGCAGCGCCCAGCCCCACCGCCCGCCAGUUCUCAGGCAGUGGCGACCGACAGAGCCUGGACAGUGGGUACUGCCAGAGGGACAGCAUGAGGCUGGAGGACCACGGCGGCUCUUACAACGGGCCGUUCUGCGGCCGCGCUCUGGUCCACACCGACUUCACCCCCAGCCCCUACGACGUGGAGUCACUGAAACUCAAUAAAUUAGACGUCAUCUACAUCAUUGAGAAGCCUCCUGUGGGGACCUGGACGGGGAAGCUCAACAACAAAAUGGGCUCCUUUAAGUUCAUCUACGUCAACCUGCUGCCCGAUGAGAGCCCUCCUGUCAGGAGGAGACGCUGCAACAGCAAGAACCGCCGAUCCAAAUCCAAACCCAAAACCCUGGAGGAGGUCCUGGACAGCAUCGGCCUCACUGAGCUGAGUUCUUUGCUGUCCAUGCACGGUUUUCAGAGCCUGGAGGACUUUGCAGGACUGAAGCAGUCUCACCUCAACGAGCUGAACAUCACAGACCCAGACCAGCGCUCCAAGAUCCUGAACGCCUGUGAACUGCUGAGAGACUCCGAAGACGAGUCGGAGCCAGAAGAGGACAGAUCUCGGGAGCAUGACAAGGAACCGAGGGAUUCGGGCUGUUUCGAGAGCUCCGAGAACCUGGAGGGCCGCCGUGAGGAGCCAAAGACCGAGGAGGGACUCCACGGGGAGGCGGAGAAACACGAGCAGCAAACGGAGCAGCUGGACGCUCUGCAGGAGCAGCUGCAGGAGCUGACGGUGGACGAAGGACCUUGAGAUGUAAGGAGGGGAACACAAUUCUUUCCUCUUUUUUUGACUUCCUGGUUCUCAGGGACUCUUUGGACGGAGGUGUACUCCUCUUCACCAUCACAGAAUGGACCGGUGAUUGGAGCGCAACGUAAUGCUCAUGUACUGCGUCGGGAUGAUGGUCUUUGUAGUCCACAGCGUGCUGUUGAGCAGGCGGACCAGUUCCUCUUUGUCUGCUUCGAUGAACAUGUUGUCGUUUUCUUCCCGAGGAUAUCAUGUGAGGCGUUUGUUUAUGCCGGUACCAGCAACACAUUUGAAGGCGUUCCUUUCCAUUAUGACCCGGUCUUAAAGGUUUUCAUGUCCUUCACUAUUACACAAUUAUGAAUGUAUGAUAUUUUUCAUGUAACUUUGAAUGAAUUGUAACUUUCAGUAAUUUGCUUUCAUGUGUGACAUUGGGUAUUUUCACUGUUACAUUACAAAGAGGUUGAUAACAGCUGCUGUAAAUAGAAUUUAAAUAAAAAUAAAUUUACUAUGAUGGUGA